Messenger RNA from Hordeum vulgare subsp. vulgare (domesticated barley), 1851 nucleotides. Its product is annotated as ankyrin-3-like. NCBI's taxonomy places the organism in Eukaryota, Viridiplantae, Streptophyta, Magnoliopsida, Poales, Poaceae. Gene Ontology annotation, molecular function: protein binding. The coding region runs from base 184 to 1575 and encodes 463 amino acids. The transcript is spliced from 9 exons. The record is from RefSeq and is a predicted model, not a curated record.
GUUUGCUUUUCAUUCCCUCCCACCCAGACAGCCUGUUUCGCGCCACAGACACCGCCUCCUUCCCCAGUCUCGCCGUCGCCGUCGCCGUCGCCUCGCCUUCACCCGCUCCCUCCCAAAAUUCCCGAAACCCUACGUCCUUGGCGCCGCCUAGCUUCCGUUAGAACCUUCGCCGCCGCCGCCGGCAUGGCCUCCUCCCCCUCCAGCAUCGACGCUGCCCUCAAGAAACCAGCAAAGAAGGUGGGCCUGCGGCGAGCCAAGGCCGCGGAUGUGGAAACCAUGCUUCAUUUCGCUUCGAGGCAGUGCUGCCUGGUGAGCUGCCGGUUCCUGGUGGAAGGAGCGGGGCUUGAUGUCAACUCGGAGUCAAAGACAGGUGUGACACCCAUAUUCCUCGCCGCACUCCAGGGGAAUGUCCAGAUUACGAGGGAUCAUGUCGGUGACCCUGCGAUGCCCGACGAGAAGGUCUCCAUGCCGCUGUACAAUGCAGCAGUGGCAGGGCACUGUGAGUCUGUAAGGCUAUUGCUGUCCAAAGGACGACAUGUGGAUCCUAUCUGUUACCGAGGGACGCUAUUACACUUGGCUGCUGUGAAGGACCACGAUCAGGUUGUAAUGGUUCUACUGGAGCAUGGGGCUGAUCCCAAUAAAGCUGCCCAUCAUGUAUUUUCACGACUCGUGAUGACUUACUGUGGGAAGUCCUUGAAAUGCAUGAGGCUACUUAUUGAGGCUGGUGCUGAUGUGAGCGCUCGUAAAUGCUCUGGACCAAUCCCUUUAAUGGAGGCUGUUGAUGAUGGCUUAACCGACUUUGCCAAGGUCUUACCAGAUGGUGGAGCCAAUCUUAACAUCUCUAACCAGAUUGGCAAUGCAGGAUUAGAUGUUCCACGAGCUGCAGGCCAAACCAUGAAAGCAAUUGUGGAACUACUGAGAGUUUUUACUAUGUACCUGUUGCUUGUCUUUUUGCUUGCCAUCCUUCUAUUAUCUACUGGGGUGCAUUCCAUCACACAUGAUACAAGUUUCAGUGAGGGCACUUGUCGAUAUGACAUGAUCAGUGUUGCAGUCCUCUCAUGCAUGCAACCGGACAAGUCAUGGAAGUCACCCUCAGUCUCAUGCUGCAAAGCACUGAUAUAUGCAAUUGAUGAGUUGCCGGCUAGUGGUGAAAAUGGGAAGUGUUGUUUAUGCCGUUUCAUGAGGGCAAAGCUUCAUUAUCCUGAAUUGGCAGCAACAUAUAUCUCUUGUCAGGGAAAGGACAGAGCUAUUGUUGCAAAAUGGUCGUUUCCUGUCGUAGUAUGUGGCAAAGCUUGUUCACGAAAAGAGAUUGCCCCUCCUCGUAAGGAGACUGUCAUGGAGAGGCCUCCGUCAAAUUCACAUGGCAGCAAGAUCCUUUUUAUCUUGUUUGCAGCUGUCUUCGUCAUCCUGCUGAUCUUCAUCUUGUACCUCUGGUGGGUCAGGCAGGCUGCCCAAGGACGACGAGAAUCUCUACCGUUAAUGCAAAUUCAAAAGCAGGCCAGAUCAUCUCCCGGGAGUGGCGGCCGCCGACAAUCCUCUGGGCGGUUGAAGGAGCGUCGGCCAUCUGGACAGUGAAGCAUUUAUCCUUGAAAGAAACCUUAACCAUCAACUGAUUCAGACUUGCUGUUGCCUUCCUGUUAAUGCAGCACAUAACUGUUUUCUCUCUAAGGCUUGUUUAGGGAUCAUACUGGUACUCUUUAACGUGCUUUAAGUGACUGGUUGCAUCAUUGCAUACAGUGCCAAAAUGUUUUCUUGGAAAAUUUUCCUCCUGUUAGGUCCAUUGUAUUGGAUUGUUGUUGGCAUUAAGUUUAGUUAAAACUUCUAAGCAUCAAAUGUAGUGUAGUUUGGAAA